AUGGCUCGCCUAUCUAUGCUAUUCUCGCGACUCGUUGGGAAGCUGGCCCUCGAUGGGGAGCCUGGGGUGUCUGGGAUGCAACUUAUGCUCGCCAGCGAGGACCUCCAGCCUGUGCCCCGGGUCCAGCGGCGGUGGACCGGCUGGAACUUUGUCGGCUUCUGGAUCGCCGACGCCUUCAACAUCGCCACCUGGAUGAUCGCCUCGUCCAUGAUCGUCGGCGGCCUGUCGUGGUGGCAGGCGUGGCUGGCCGUCUGGUUGGGCUACGGCGCCACCGCCAUCUUCAUCGUCCUCACCGGCCGCAUCGGCGCCGUGUACCACGUCAGCUUCCCCGUCAUGGGCCGGGCGUCGUUUGGCAUCUGGGGGAGCCUGUGGCCGGUGUUUAAUCGUGUCGUUAUGGCCUGCGUCUGGUACGGCAUCAACUGCUACAUUGGCGGACACGCUGUGUACAUCAUGAUCCACGCCAUAUGGACCUCCUGGGAUCGCGACAAGAUCUCCAACACCCUCGGCAACGGUACCACAACGGCCGACUUUGCGUCCUUCAUCAUCUUCUGGCUCUGCUCGCUGCCGGCGCUCUGGUUCCCCGUGUACAAGAUCCGCCACCUCUUCACCGUCAAGGCCUGGUUCGUGCCGCCCGCCGCCAUCGCCUACCUCGUCUGGGUCGCCGUCAAGGCCGGCGGCAUGGGCCCGAUCGUGUCCCGUCCGGGGCGGCUGCACGGCGGCGAGCUUGCGUGGGCGUUCGUCAAGGGCGUCAUGUCGUGCAUCGCCAACUUCGCGACCGUCAUCAUCAACGACUCGGACUUUACGCGGUUCGCCCGCCGCCCGCGCGACGCGCUGUGGUCCCAGCUCGUCAGCCUGCCCGUAUCGUUUGCGUUCACGUCCCUGGUCGGCAUCCUGGUGUCGUCCGCGUCGGCGGUCAUCUACGGCGAGCCGGUCUGGGACCCGCUACAACUGCUGGAGAGGCUAUUCGAGGGCGCGGGCGCGGGAGACCGCUUCGGUAUCUUUGUGAUUGCCUUGGCGUUUGCCCUGGCGCAGCUGGGAACCAACAUCGCGGCCAACUCCGUGUCAGCCGGCACCGACAUGACGGCGCUUCUGCCGCGGUAUCUCAACAUUCGGCGGGGUAGCUAUAUCUGCGCUGCCGUUGGCUUGUCCAUAUGUCCGUGGGUGCUGCUGAAGGACUCCAACACGUUUCUGACGUACUUGUCUGCGUAUGCUAUUUUCCUGAGCGCCAUGGCGGGUGUCAUCACGACAGAUUAUUAUCUUGUUCGGAGAGGCUACCUCAAUGUUCCAGAGCUGUAUUCUGCGCGCAAGACCGGGCCGUACUUUUACUGUUUUGGCGUCCACUGGCGGGCAUACGCAGCCUAUAUCGCCGGUAUCCUCGUCAACGUCGUCGGCUUUGCGGGCGAAGUCGGCGCCACGGUGCCGAUCGGCGCUAUUUACCUUUUCAACGUCAACUUUUUCGGCGGGUUCAUCGUGUCAUCAGCUGUUUACUGGGUGCUGUGUAGAGUCUUUCCAAUUCCGGAGACAAGGAAGAAGUGGUCCGAAGUGCUCGAGAGCGACACCGAAAGCGACUUGCCAUCAGUGACGAGGUCUAGCUCGGAUGAACAGGUUGCUGUUAGCAUGUGGGCAAAAGGUACAUAG
This is a messenger RNA of Cordyceps fumosorosea ARSEF 2679, 1638 nucleotides long. Its product is annotated as uracil permease. Gene Ontology annotation, cellular component: plasma membrane. Gene Ontology annotation, molecular function: nucleobase transmembrane transporter activity. The transcript is spliced from 3 exons. Bases 1 to 1638 code for a protein of 545 amino acids. Gene Ontology annotation, biological process: nucleobase transport; transmembrane transport. The record is from RefSeq and is a predicted model, not a curated record. NCBI's taxonomy places the organism in Eukaryota, Fungi, Ascomycota, Sordariomycetes, Hypocreales, Cordycipitaceae.